UGAGAUCCCAGUAAGCUUGGAUUUCUUAAACUCUUGGCCAUCUGCUCUGUCAUGGAGCAAACCAUAGCUGGUGGGUAAGGGGUGGAAGGGCCUGCCAAAGUCCACCCCUCCCUGGCCUGCCUGAGUGGCCCAGUCCAGUGACAUCACAAUUCUGAGUGGUCGCCACGGUGCUGCUGAAGUUGGGCUCUCUUCUCCCCAACGAGCUCUUGGGUGUGGAUGUGAGAAGGUGAGGAAGGUAGGCAGAUGGCGACAAGGAACAACCCUAGCCCCAAGCCCAUGGGCACGGCUCAGGGUGACCCUGGAGAGGCAGGACCAUUACCAGGUCCUGAUGCUGAUCCCCGAGAGACAGGUUCAGCCACUCAGCUGAAGAUGAAGCCCAAGAAGGUGCGUAAGAUCAAGGCGCUCAUCAUUGACCUGGGCUCCCAGUACUGCAAGUGUGGCUACGCGGGAGAGCCGCGGCCCACCUACUUCAUCUCCUCCACUGUGGGCAAGUGCUGUCCCGAGGCAGCUGAUGCUGGUGACACCCGCAAGGAGACCUAUGUGGGUCAUGAGCUGCUCAACAUGGAGGUGCCUCCCAAGCUGGUUAACCCGCUGAAGCAUGGCAUCGUAGUGGACUGGGACUGUGUCCAGAGCAUCUGGGAGUACAUCUUCCACACAGCCAUGAAGAUUCUGCCCGAGGAGCAUGCUGUGCUGGUUUCCGACCCACCACUCAGCCCCAGCAGCAACCGGGAGAAGUAUGCGGAGCUCAUGUUCGAGACCUUUGGCAUCCCUGCCAUGCAUGUGACAUCCCAGUCACUGCUGUCCAUCUACUCAUAUGGGAAGACCUCAGGGCUGGUGGUGGAGUGUGGCCAUGGCGUCUCACACGUGGUGCCCAUCUCAGAGGGUGACCUGCUGCCAGGCCUGACUAGCCGUGCUGACUACGCUGGGAGUGACCUCACCAACUACCUAAUGCAGCUGCUCAAUGAGGCAGGCCACAAGUUCACAGAUGACCACCUGCAUAUCAUUGAGCACAUCAAGAAGAAGUGCUGCUAUGCGGCUCUCCUGCCGGAAGAAGAGCUCAGACUGGGCCUGGAGGAUCUGCGAGUAGACUACGAACUUCCUGAUGGCAAGGUUAUCACCAUUGGCCAGGAGCGCUUCCGGUGUUCUGAGAUGCUCUUCAAGCCCUCCCUAAUGGGCUGUAACCAGCUAGGUCUCCCAGCGCUCACAGCUGCCUGCCUGGGUCGCUGCCAUGAGACAGGGUUCAAGGAAGAGAUGGCUGCCAACGUGCUGCUGUGCGGCGGCUGCACCAUGCUUGAUGGCUUCCCCGAGCGCUUCCAGAGGGAGCUGAGCCUCCUCUGCCCCGGGGACAGUCCCACAGUGGCUGCUGCUCCUGAGAGGAAGACUUCUGUGUGGACCGGCGGCUCCAUCCUGGCCUCCCUGCAGGCCUUCCAGCAGCUCUGGGUCAGCAAGGAAGAGUUUGAGGAGCGGGGCAGCACAGCCAUCUACAGCAAGUGCUGAGGGGUGGUGCCCAACAAGCAGGGCCUGGUGGGCAGGCAACCAGAGGCCCCUCUAUACACAUUUAUGGAAUUUCACAUAAAACUUUAAUGUGCGAUGG
Molecule: messenger RNA, 1594 nt
Organism: Tupaia belangeri chinensis (Chinese tree shrew)
Lineage: Eukaryota; Metazoa; Chordata; Mammalia; Scandentia; Tupaiidae
Gene: ACTL7B
Product: actin like 7B
Exons: 2
Coding region: 244-1497 (417 amino acids)
Source: RefSeq, a predicted model, not a curated record